AUGCAUGCACUACGCUCCCUUCUCUUCUUCCUCCCGUCCCUGGCGGCGGCAUGGUCUGCCCCAAACUACUCGGGCUACACCCUUCUCUGGCAGGACCCUUUCAAUGGUGCCGGCGGCUCCCAGCCCGACACGGGCACCUGGAACUACAUCACGGGCUUGCACGUCAACAACGAGCUGCAGGAGUACACGACCUCGAGCCGGAACCUGCAGCUGUCGGGCGGCAGCACGGUGCAGCUCGUCCCCUGGCACGACAGCUCCAACCCGACCCAGGGCUGGACCUCGGCCCGUAUCGAGAGCAAGUACACCUUCACGCCGGACGCCGGGCGCAUCACCAUGGCCGAGGCGCAGAUCCGUUUCGGCGACAACCCGACCAAUCGCAAGAAGGGCAUGUGGCCCGCCUUCUGGAUGCUCGGCGACUCGAUCCGCCACGGCACGGGGUGGCCCGCCUGCGGCGAGGUCGACAUCCUCGAGAUGGUCAACGGCGCGCUGACGGGCUACGGCACUGUGCACUGCGGGACCAGCCCCGGCGGGCCGUGCAACGAGAACAACGGCAUCGGCGGCAACACGGGCGUCGCGGACCAGGGGUGGCACACGUGGCGCGUCAUGAUCGACCGCAGGUCCAACAACUGGCAGAGCGAGAGCAUCACCUGGUUUCUGGACAACAACCAGUACUUCCAGGUUACGGGCUCGCGGGUUAACAACCAGGCUGCUUGGAACGCGCUGGCUCACUCGCCCCUGUUCUUCAUUCUCAACGUUGCUGUUGGCGGCAACUGGCCCGGCAACCCCGAUAGCAACACCCUGGAUGGUUACGGAUCGAUGAUGGAGGUUGCGUACGUGGCCACCUACCGCUCAAACUAG
Molecule: messenger RNA, 858 nt
Organism: Thyridium curvatum
Lineage: Eukaryota; Fungi; Ascomycota; Sordariomycetes; Thyridiales; Thyridiaceae
Exons: 2
Coding region: 1-858 (285 amino acids)
Biological process (GO): carbohydrate metabolic process
Molecular function (GO): hydrolase activity, hydrolyzing O-glycosyl compounds
Source: RefSeq, a predicted model, not a curated record